Molecule: messenger RNA, 2139 nt
Organism: Cornus florida
Lineage: Eukaryota; Viridiplantae; Streptophyta; Magnoliopsida; Cornales; Cornaceae
Product: trihelix transcription factor PTL
Exons: 2
Coding region: 143-1804 (553 amino acids)
Source: RefSeq, a predicted model, not a curated record
UACUUAAAUUCAAAGCUUUUUCGUGGAAGACAUGAUCCGGGUCUGCCGCACCUUUCAUCGCUGCCCCCCUUUUCUCAUACUAUUCUCAGUCUCUCUCUAAAAAGCAUCCUUCAUCAUCUCUGAGGAAAUAACAAAUUAAUCCAUGGAAAUGGAGGAACAGUAUGGAAUGGCGGAUCUGAGGCAGUUCAUGAACGGGAGGCCCCAUUUUCCGGUAACCCUACAAGCGGGAGACCACCUCUUCUCCGGUGAACGGAAUCUGACACAAGCAGCAGCAGCAGCCACCCAGCAGCACUACGAGAUGGUGAGGGUGGCAGCCGCUGCUGGUCAGGUUAGUGAUCACAUGGUAUCUCUUGGGCUUCAUCAUGAUCAGUUUGGUUCAUCAUGUGAUUAUAAUAAUCCUACUCCUACAACUACAACUACUACUACUAGUAGUCUUACGGCUACGUGCACUGCAAGUUUGAAUGGGUUAGAGAUGGAAUGUGGUGGUAAUGGAAGGUGGCCGAGGCAAGAGACUCUCACUCUUCUUGAGAUCAGAUCCAGACUUGAUCCCAAGUUCAAGGAGGCUAAUCAUCAGAAGGGUCCUCUCUGGGAUGAAAUCUCUAGGAUGAUGUCCGAGGAACAUGGGUAUCAGAGGAGUGGGAAGAAAUGCAGAGAGAAGUUUGAGAACUUAUACAAGUAUUACAAGAAGACUAAGGAAGGGAAGGUUGGGAGACAAGAUGGUAAGCACUACAGAUUCUUCCGGCAGCUCGAAGCGCUCUACGGCAAAACCAGCAAUCCAGCAGCCUCAGAAACCACCCAUCUUGCUGGAAACAGUUUUCAAUUUCAUAAUGGAAGCAACAACAAUUCUACACAAUGUAAUAAUCAAGAAGCCUAUCAAGCUCCAAAGCUCUCAACUGAAAGCCUCAGCCUCUGUAGCUCUUCUGAUUUCGACUCUUCUUCCUCUGAUGAUGACAAUGAUUCGGCGGGGAAGAGGAAGAAGAGAAAUCAAGUAAGAAGGAGCUGGAAGGCGAAGAUAAAGGAUUUCAUCGACGGGCAGAUGAGGAAGCUGUUGGAGAAACAAGAGGCAUGGUUGGAGAAACUAACGGAGACGCUUGAACACAGUGAACAAGAGAGGAUGUCAAGAGAGGAGGAAUGGAGGAAACAAGAGGCAGCUAGGGUUGAAAGAGAGUAUAAGUUUUGGGCUAAUGAGCGAGCGUGGAUCGAAGCUCGUGACACAGCUUUAAUGGAGGCCUUACAAAAAAUCACGGGGAAGGAAGUGAAGGCAAUUUCAUCUCUAGAGGAGCUUCGAAGUCUUGGCGAAAACCAGAAAGAGAUUGGGAGUGAAACAAGUAGUUUGAUCAAUUUGAAAGGUGAGAGCUGGCCGGAAUGUGAAGUCACAAGGCUAAUACAAUUGAGAACCAGUAUGGAAUCAAGGUUUCGGAAUUGUGGGUGUGACGAAGAGGUCCUGUGGGAGGAAAUAGCAGGGAAGAUGGGUUGUUUGGGAUAUGAUCAUAGGAAUGCAUUGAUGUGCAAAGACAAGUGGAAUAGUAUCAACAACUAUCUAUGCAAAACGAAGGAAAGCAAUAAGAAACGGAAAGAGGAUUCAAGAAGCUGUUUCAACUUUCAGAACAAUGAACCAGUAGACAAUAUUCAAGGAGGUGGCUACUCGGAGAUUGCGAGACUUGCAGCGAAUGCCGGUGGUUUGUCUCCGAAUUCGAGUGGCAGCAAUGGCAUGCAUGAUAAUAGCUGCUUUAGGUUCUUGAUGGGUGAUGGUGGGAACUUAUGGGAGAAUUAUGGUGUGAAGCUCAGUAAGGGUGAGAAUUAACCAACCACACUAAGUUAAUUUGUUCAGUAGUUCUGAUGAUCAGGAGUUGGAAAGGAGAGGUGAUUGACUUAAUUUGUUGGGAGUUAAGAGAUUUGACAGUGCUAGCUUCUGGUAAUAAGAAAUGGGACUAGUGUGUUUGUUUAUGCAAGUAGCUAAUUAACUGAAGAUUUAUAUGAGCAUAUUGAUGUUUGGUGAAUAAUUCCUAGGAGGUGGUCAAUUAAGAUUAAAUGAAAUGGGUGUUUGUUGCUGUGUUUAAUGGGAAAUGGUGGCAGUAGUAUUCAUUGCUCUUCAAUGCGAUUUUCAUCCCAUUAAUUCGUUAAUGAAUAUCCUAUUUU